GAGCGUCGAGAAUAAGCUUUCGUUGUCAGCAGACUCGAUAAACAGCGGUGGAAUGUCGUUCACAGAUCAUCACCGGGUAUCAAGGUCGAUUCUAAAGAAGUCCGAUAGUGGUAAUAAUUACUAUAGCAAUGCUGGUGAUUCGGAUACUGAGAAAUUGAUUACGGACAGCAUGUCCACGGCGAGCAUAUGUGAUAAUGAAAGCUCGUGUGAUACCUCAGCCAAUACGAAUAGUGCGCAAAAACGUCCCAUAUCGCCAUUACUUUCGCGACAGGUUCUUGAAUCAAUAUUCCGCACAAAUAACAACGCUGAGAGAGAGUACAUGAACGACAAGGGAGAUAAAAAAGUUAGCAUCGCAAAGAUGUCGAAGAUUCUAUUUAGUGAUAUCGAAGAGGAGAAACAUGCUCGCGAUGAAACAAUAGUGGAGAAUCAAAAUAAAGAGCUGGACGAACAAUCAUGGAGAUCAAAGAUACGUGUUCAAGAGGAAUCUAAGGAAACUAUGCUAAUACUGCGUCCCUACAAAGCGAAGAAGACGAUGACAGAGGAAAAAAGGAAACCCAACAAGAGCGGGCAUAGCUCUUGCACAUCUUACAAGAGUUCUGACGCAAAUUAUUUUCCUCAGGAAUACAAUUUUUCGUCGUAACUGCUUCCUCGACUUCAAUAACUUUUUGCUAUUAGGCAUUGCAUAUAGUCGCAUUAUCAUCGAUCAUUCUACGACUGCAGUUAACAUAUGCCCGUAGGACCGUAUAAUAGCUCAUUAUAUGUGCCUAUUAAUUGCGAUAGCCUUACAAUUAGUACCAGUUGCACCAGCAAUCUUGAUAAAUUAAUUGUAUAACACAUCAAGUAGGUCUGUUACAAUUUAUUCCAACAUUUUAACCCUAACUUUUCAUUAGAGGUAGUCAAAUAAGUUAGAGUUUAACGGUUUGACAGGUUAUGUCCGGUUAAAGUCGAGUAAAAAGUUAAUUUUUAAACUUUG
Messenger RNA from Temnothorax curvispinosus, 973 nucleotides. RefSeq lists its product as uncharacterized. The coding region runs from base 53 to 640 and encodes 195 amino acids. The transcript has 2 exons. The record is from RefSeq and is a predicted model, not a curated record. NCBI's taxonomy places the organism in Eukaryota, Metazoa, Arthropoda, Insecta, Hymenoptera, Formicidae.